Molecule: messenger RNA, 1472 nt
Organism: Cynara cardunculus var. scolymus (artichoke)
Lineage: Eukaryota; Viridiplantae; Streptophyta; Magnoliopsida; Asterales; Asteraceae
Product: probable WRKY transcription factor 4
Exons: 4
Coding region: 1-1335 (444 amino acids)
Biological process (GO): regulation of DNA-templated transcription
Molecular function (GO): DNA-binding transcription factor activity; sequence-specific DNA binding
Source: RefSeq, a predicted model, not a curated record
AUGGACGAGAAGAGAAGAUUGAUAUCAUCGUCGGCACCGUAUUUACGGCCAACGAUCUCUAUACCGUCAAGUUCGACGGUCGAGAACUUGUUCACCGGCGGAGGCGGCAGGCCGGGGGAGAGUCCGGGACCGAUGACUUUAAUCUCGAACUUCUUCUCGAACAACGAUGUUGAAUCGGAUUGUCGUUCGUUCUCUCAGCUUUUGGCCGGAACUAUGUCAUCGCCUGCGCAGAUUCCUGGCCGUAUUCUUUCUCGUGAUUCGGAUGCCGGUGCUGAUGCUUCGGGCGGUGGUGCGGCCGUUGACUUUCAGUUUAGUAACGCCGGACGAGCGUCUGGUUUGGUAGUUACGCAAGCAUCUACGUUUACUAUUCCUCCGGGAUUAAGUCCGGCCACCUUGCUCGAUUCACCGGGAUUUUUUCUUCCGGCUCAGGUCACAACACAGGCUGCACAACUGCAACCUAAAGCAACCACCACACGCCACCGUCUUCCACCGCCUAUGCCAGACCAUACCACCACAAAGCAGUCACCGGAGUUUUCCAGUUCCGGUGGCCACUCCCACUCCCACUCCCAACCUCCGUCGGUAGCUGCUGAUAAGCCAUCGGAAGAUGGGUACAACUGGAGGAAAUACGGGCAGAAGCAAGUGAAGGGCAGUGAAUACCCAAGAAGCUAUUAUAAAUGCACAAAUCAAAAUUGUCGGGUGAAGAAGAAGGUUGAACGGAAUCUAGAUGGUUUAGUGACGGAGAUCAUCUAUAACGGCCAGCACAACCACCAACCACCGCGAUCGGAGUAUGCUGGUGUUGGAACUUCCGGCGAGCCUGAAUCAUUCAAAGGUCAGACUGGUAAUUUUAACCAUUCAAGAGUUGAUGCAAUGAGCAUGAAGGGUGAUCAACGGUCAGGAUCAAGCGACGGUAAAGAAGCCAGUGAUGAUGUUACAAUGCCUCAAGCAAAAAGGAGGAAUGUAGAGGUCAAGGCAGUCGAUCCGGUUUCAUCUCAUCGGACGGUUACGGAACCUCGGAUCGUUGUACAAGCAACCAGCGAAAUUGAUCUUCUUGACGAUGGCUAUAAAUGGCGAAAAUACGGGCAAAAAGUUGUUAAAGGAAAUCGUCAUCCAAGGAGUUAUUAUAAGUGCACGAGUCAAGGUUGCAAGGUUCGGAAACAUGUCGAGCGAGCGGCAAGCGACCCGAUGGCUGUAAUAACUACAUACGAAGGUAAACACAACCAUCUGGUACCAGUGGUUAGAAACAACAACCACGAUACAACAAAGGAAACCGCUUCGCAAUUAAGGCCUCAUGGUCCGAUAGGUCAUCUACGAUUGAAAGAUGAACAAAUUAUGUAGCUGGUUCGAGCUAUCCGAUCAUUUACGUUGAUUUUAAUUCGUAACUACAAAAUUGUAUAUAAAUUGUCAUCUAGAUACGUACUUGCCAAUUCUUUUGUUGGUUUUGUGUUUCGAAGAGUGAUCUACUAUUGGAACCA